Dipodomys spectabilis (banner-tailed kangaroo rat) is the source of this 1443-nucleotide messenger RNA. It is a transcript of the gene Pycr2, whose product is annotated as pyrroline-5-carboxylate reductase 2. The record is from RefSeq and is a predicted model, not a curated record. Bases 49 to 1011 code for a protein of 320 amino acids. Gene Ontology annotation, biological process: L-proline biosynthetic process. The transcript is spliced from 7 exons. Lineage: Eukaryota; Metazoa; Chordata; Mammalia; Rodentia; Heteromyidae. Gene Ontology annotation, molecular function: pyrroline-5-carboxylate reductase activity.
CGGGCACAGUCGGCGGCGCCGUCGGCGGUGGAGACCUGACCGGCAGCCAUGAGCGUGGGCUUCAUCGGCGCGGGCCAGCUGGCGUGUGCGCUGGCGCGGGGCUUCACCGCCGCGGGCAUCUUGUCCGCCCACAAAAUAAUGGCCAGCUCCCCGGAAAUGGACCUGCCCACCGUGUCUGCGCUCAGGAAGAUGGGCGUGAACCUGACUCGGAGCAACAAGGAGACAGUGAGGCACAGCGACGUGCUGUUCCUGGCUGUGAAGCCUCACAUCAUCCCCUUCAUACUGGAUGAGAUCGGGGCGGAUGUGCAGCCCCGGCACAUCGUGGUCUCCUGUGCAGCCGGCGUCACCAUCAGUUCUGUGGAGAAGAAGCUCAUGGCCUUCCAGCCAGUGCCCAAAGUGAUCCGCUGUAUGACCAACACACCCGUGGUGGUGCGUGAAGGCGCCACUGUGUAUGCCACUGGCACACACGCCCUGGUGGAGGACGGGCAGCUCCUGGAGCAGCUCAUGAGCAGCGUGGGCUUCUGCACGGAGGUGGAGGAGGACCUGAUCGACGCCAUCACUGGGCUCAGCGGCAGCGGGCCUGCCUACGCGUUCAUGGCCCUGGACGCGCUGGCUGAUGGUGGGGUGAAGAUGGGUGUGCCGAGGCGCCUGGCCAUCCGACUAGGGGCCCAGGCCUUGCUGGGUGCUGCCAAGAUGCUGCUGGACUCAGAGGACCACCCGGGCCAGCUCAAGGACAACGUCUGCUCCCCUGGGGGCGCCACCAUCCACGCCCUGCACUUUCUGGAGAGCGGGGGCUUCCGCUCUCUGCUCAUCAAUGCAGUUGAGGCCUCUUGUAUCCGGACAAGAGAGCUGCAGUCCAUGGCAGACCAAGAAAAGAUCUCUCCAGCUGCUGUUAAGAAGACCCUCCUAGACAGAGUGAAGCUGGAGUCCCCCACUGUGGCCACACUGGCCCCUGGCAGCCCAGGGAAGCUCCUCACAAGAAUUCCCGCCCCGGGGGGCAAGAAGGACUGAGGUGUCUCUGCCUCCCGGGCCCUUGCGGCGCCCGGACAGCCCGGUUCUGGUGGUACACACUCUUCAUCUUCAGCCAGGCAGCAUGGGUCCUCUUUCCAGAGUGGAGGUGCUCUGAAGAGGUGGCCAGCGCUAGCCAGGCAGCCCUGCACCUGCCCUUUGAUGGAGAGGGUCCUGGGCCCUGUGUCUGGGCCCCACUCGGAAUAUGGCCCACAGAGUACUUCCGCUGAGUCCUCCAGCCAGAGGCCAGGGCUAGGUGUGACAUGAAGAUCACACCUGUGAUCCGUGGAUGGCUGGGUGUGAAGUGAGAGGGAGUCGUCUCAGCUCAUUGGAAGUGGAAAGAAUGGGAUUAUGCUACAUUUACUGCUUCGUAGAUCUCCCAGUAGAGCGUUCGGUGGGAAGUUUAGCUGCUGGAAUAAAGUUUAUUUUUUGCUA